CAUGACCAUGAUGUUGUGAAUUUGACAGGUCCUAUAAAAGCCAGACUAAGCCAUUUGCAACCAUUAUUGGCCAUUUUUGAGAUAGAAGGAAGGAAGCUACAAGACAAACGAAUAUUUUCCCGAAAAGUACAUUAGUUGUCAACUAAUUUAUUUCGAAAAGUACGAGAUCCAAGAUGUCACUUACUGUGAAAGCAUUUUUGGUGAAAGGAGGGAAUGAGAAGGCCGAAAUUCGACGCUUCACAGUGCCUCAAGAUGUAUCCGCAAGUUUUGACUACCUGCAGAAGAAGAUCGCUGAUAUCUUCCCAGGACUGGCUCGAGGCAACUUUAAUUUGUUUUGGAAAGAUGAGGAUGGUGAUCUUAUUGCCUUCUCAACUGGAGAGGAGUUGCUUGAGGCUUUGGGAUUCGUGGACAAUGGACUUUUCAGAGUUUUUGUUAAACCAACAUCUCAGUCAAGUGGUGACAAACCAGCGGGAAAUACUCCCAUGCAGGAGCAUCCUGGAAUCAUCUGCGAUGGAUGCGAGGGUAAAGUGAUCGGAAGACGGUACAAGUGUACUGAGUGUCCAGAUUAUGACCUGUGUCAGAGCUGUGAGUCCAAGGGAAUCCACUCGGAGCAUAACUUCAUGAUGUAUGACACACCUGUCCACCCUGGAUAUGGAUUCCCCUUCUCCUGGCCCCCAAGACCCCAGUGUCCCCCUGGGCCCCGUGGACCUUGUGGCCAAGGACAACCCCCAUGUGCCCCUCCCCACUUUUUCCGUUGGAUGGAGAGAAUGGCAAGGAGACAGCAAAACAGAGAUAAUGCUGGCUGUCCCAGGAGUGGCCAAAGGAACGCUGAAGAUCAAGGGUCAAAUGACACCAGUGGAGAGGGUGCCUACAAUCCUGAGGAAUUCCUGCAGAAUGUUGGCCAGAGUGUGGCUGCUAUGCUUGAUCCAUUAGGAAUUGAUGUUCAAGUGGAUGUGGAACAUGGAGGACGUAGAUGCCCAGCUUGGGGACAGGGUGGAGGAUGCAAGGGAAAGAGAAGUGGAAAGUGUGGACAAGGAAAAUGUGGAAACAAAGGAGAACAGGAGGAGAAAAUGGAGUCUGACAAAGUGGAGACUGAACAGAUGAAGACCCCAGAGGAGGCUACUCCAAUGGCCACCGACAAUGCCGACAAGCUGCAGACAGAUGGACCAUCCACAAGCGCAGAAAAUGCCCCAAACCCAUCUGAAAAGGUCACCAAGGACUUUGAAACCUGGACCCUCCUUGAGGAUGGCAAUGGAUCUGGGAGAACCCCAUCUCCCCCUGCUCCUACCCCAGUACAGCCCCCUCCCACCCAGCUGAUCUAUCCCCCCACAGAUCCAAGAAUUGCAGAAGCCCUGCAGCAGAUGCUUGGAAUGGGAUUUCACAAUGAGGGAGGAUGGCUACAGAACCUGUUGGAGCAGAAGGAGGGAAACAUCAGCCAGGUGUUGGACGCCAUCCAGACCAGAGCCAAGACCACCCCUGAUGGCGGCUUCAUGGCCUAAACCCAUGGGAAAGAUGGAAAUAUUUAGAAUUAGAGACAGAUUGGACUUUUUCUUGACUUUAAAUUUUUGGUGGAUGUUGUAAUUUUUUGUAGUUUGGUAACUUUUCUGAUUAAUAUGAAUCACUACCUAUAGUGUGUGCUUAUUCUGUUUGUUUUGAAUUGUUUUUUAUUCUAGUAUUUUGAAACUACAUGACUUGUGUAUUUUUAUUUAUUUUUCUAACCAUGUAAACAUUGAAAUCAAUCUUGCUUAACACAGACAUUAUGAUUUUGAAGAUGUAUAUUUAAAAAUUGUUAAACCUGUUAACGAUAAUUGUGGUACUGCUUUCCCGAAAUGAUAAAAUAUUUAAUUGAUAAUCAAAUAAAUUACAUAAAUUAAACAACUGCUGUUGAUAUUUAACCAUAUUAUGGGUAACUUGUUUUAUCCUGCAAAAAGUAGUACUGCAGUUAUAGUGAACCAGCUUUUAUGUCAAAUUGCUUUAUGAAUACAUGUAUCAUCAGUCGGAUUUCCUGUUGUUGGGCUGGUUCUAAUUAGACUUACAAUUUAGAGUUAUUUCAAAGAUCAUGUAUGAUAACAAGAAGGGAUGACCUAUUAUUAUUUUUAGACAAAUUGGGAAUUGUUGAAUCUUUGAUAUUUCAUUUAGUAAAUUGUCUAUUUUAAAUCUUUUGAUCUUACUUAGAACCUACUACAUGAAAAUUUUUUGUUAUGUUAUUUUCUUGCCUACUUUUUAAUGACCAAAAUUCAAUAAAAAAAAAAUCAUCAAAAUAA
Magallana angulata is the source of this 2264-nucleotide messenger RNA. RefSeq names its product sequestosome-1-like. Lineage: Eukaryota; Metazoa; Mollusca; Bivalvia; Ostreida; Ostreidae. Gene Ontology annotation, molecular function: zinc ion binding; K63-linked polyubiquitin modification-dependent protein binding; protein kinase C binding. Gene Ontology annotation, cellular component: aggresome; amphisome. Bases 174 to 1499 code for a protein of 441 amino acids. The transcript has 6 exons. Gene Ontology annotation, biological process: mitophagy; aggrephagy; endosome organization. The record is from RefSeq and is a predicted model, not a curated record.